AUGGAAGGGCAUUUGGAAGUUCCCGUGGAUGACCGAAGUAUCUACGCCGAACUGCAAAAGAACUGGGUGCAAAAAUAUUUUCGCACAAGAGACGGACGCUUGCAGUGGUUUGCCUCGCAUUUCGCGGACGAUACGCCGGUUGGUGAAGUACUGCUUUCUGGUUGUGAAGUGGAUGCAAACAAAGAUGAGAACACACUACACGUACACGGUGGAAGGAAUCAUGUGAAAAUGAUUUUAAGGGUUCCUCCAGGCCUCAAUGUAUUUGAUAAAUGGAGGAAGGCGAUCAACAGUCAUGCCGGCUCGUCGUAUCUCGAUGCUUUCGUCAAUCCAGUGUUCCCACCGUUGCCACACAUUACUGAGAAAGUAGCAAUAAUCGAGCUUGGUUCAUGCUCCAUACGCGCUGGCGUACUCACAAUGGAACCCUCACUGCCCCAGUCUUUCUUCCCAACGAUAGCUCUUAUCAAGGGCGAUGGUAAAAUUAUCGUCGGUGCUGAUGCAUUGCUACCUGAGAAUUGCCGUAGCGGAGAACUGAUAAAGCCUUUACGAGCGACAGAUGCUUCAUUAGAACGGUACGUAUUUCAUCGACCGGCUUUGAAAGCUUGCCUGCAGAAAUGCGUCACCGAUUUGAAUAUUGACCCUACAGUAUACCGGGUUCUGCUAUCAGUUCCUCAAAAUAUUCCUAUUGCUCUUAUUAUCGACUUACUAAAGAUUGUUUUGGAGGAACUGCGAUUUCAGGGUGCAGCGAUAUCACGUCAACCAAACCUUAUAUUAUAUGCAUACGAUGUGACAACUGGUGUUGUCGUUGAUAUUGGCGAUUGUCUGAAUAUUGUACCGAUCGUGGACGGCUAUGUCGUGGACAGUGCAAUAAUAUCGUUACCAUAUGGGGCCACUCAGAUAGUCAACGCUUUACAAACCAAGCUUGCCGAAUCGAACAUUGGUGUGUACACGUUCCAGUCGCCGGCUGAAAGACUCAUUCUACGUUACGUGAUGGAACAGGCCUGUUAUGUUGCAACUGACUACGAGGAAGAAGUGACGAAGUACAAGAGUAGCGGUGGUUAUAUGGAUGCAACCAUCUCUCUUCAACAGUUUAAACCAACAAACGAGAUGGUGCCCUCAUUCAAGGUACGUAUCAGAUUUCAAUAUGAAAAGAUCAAAUUGAAUCAGUACGUUUUUGCGCUAUACUAUCAUCGAACGGUGGAUUCGGCUCGUUUCACCGCAACAGAAGGAUUGUUCAAGCCGAAAAGGUGGGGUUUGGACACAAAAGCAUUGCACCAGCUGGUAUUCGAAGCCGUACAGUCGUCACCUAUCGAUAACAGGAAAACGCUGUUUAGGAAUAUAUGCCUUGCUGGUGGCAUCUCAUUGCUUCCUGGCUUAGCCGAGAGACUGGAAGUGGAAGUUGCUUCACUUGUUGCACCAAUCAUACACACACAGGUUCAUCUCUCACCAUGGAGGUAUAAUGCUGCAUAUUUGGGUGCCCAAGUAAUCGCUUCAAGUAACCAGUUCGAUGAGAAAUAUAUAACACUUAAAAGCCUCAAUGAUUUCAUCGCUAAUUUGCAGAAUUCUGUUUUCUAA
Messenger RNA from Gongylonema pulchrum, 1572 nucleotides. The record is from the annotation of a GenBank genome assembly. Lineage: Eukaryota; Metazoa; Nematoda; Chromadorea; Rhabditida; Gongylonematidae.